UAAUCGACCCCAAAACGGCGACGCCCACAACACAAACCGUCGCGUCAACUCCGUUUCCUUCCUUUUCUUCAUUUCUUUCCCCCUCCCCCUCCCGGAAGGAAUCUCCUCAUCAGCCCAGCCUCCUUCCUUGCUUUCUUCAUGCGCUCUGCUCAGUUUUUCCAAAACCCCAAAAAGCAAACAGGCAAACGUUCAAAAAGUUGGGACUGACGCGGCUCAAUUAUUCUGAUAGAGAGAGUAAGAAGCGAUGGGCGGUUUGUCGAGCGAUUCUCAGGGCAAGCUGGUCACCGGCGACGGUGGCUACGUCCUCGAAGACGUCCCUCAUCUCAACGAUUACAUCGAUGAUCUCCCCAUCUAUCCCAACCCAUUGAGAUCAAACCCUGCAUAUUCAGUGGUCAAGCAAUAUUUUGUUCACACGGAUGAUACAGUUCCUCAAAAGAUUGUGGUCCACAAGGAUUCUCCACGGGGGAUACAUUUUCGACGUGCAGGACCACGCCAAAAGGUGUAUUUCGAGCCUGAUGAUGUGCUUGCAUGUAUUGUAACAUGCGGGGGACUUUGCCCUGGCUUAAACACGGUGAUCAGGGAAAUUGUAUGCGGGCUAAAUUACAUGUAUGGUGUCACCAGAAUCCUCGGGAUAGAUGGAGGGUACAGGGGCUUCUAUUCUAAAAAUACCAUUACUUUGACACCUAAAGUUGUCAAUGACAUACACAAACGUGGAGGUACGAUCCUUGGGACAUCACGGGGUGGCCAUGAUACUUCAAAGAUAGUGGAUAGCAUUCAGGAUCGUGGUAUAAAUCAGGUCUAUAUAAUUGGAGGAGAUGGAACUCUGAGAGGAGCUUCCGUAAUUUAUCAGGAAAUUAGACGACGUGGUCUAAAAGUAGCAGUUGCCGGUAUCCCCAAAACCAUAGACAAUGACAUCCCGGUCAUAGACAAGUCUUUUGGUUUUGAUACUGCUGUGGAGGAGGCUCAACGUGCUAUCAAUGCUGCACAUGUAGAGGCCGAAAGUGUUGAGAAUGGUAUAGGUGUAGUGAAGCUGAUGGGUCGGUACAGCGGUUUUAUUGCUAUGUUUGCUACCCUUGCCAGCAGAGACGUGGAUUGUUGCUUGAUUCCAGAGUCCCCCUUCUACCUUGAAGGAAAGGGUGGGCUUUUUGAAUACAUUGAGAAGGUUCUAAAGGAAAAUGGACAUAUGGUCAUUGUGAUAGCUGAAGGAGCUGGACAGGAACUUCUCUCAGAGAGCCUACAAUCUAUGAACCAGCAAGAUGCUUCAGGAAACAAGCUCCUUAGUGAUGUUGGUCUUUGGAUAUCUCAAAAGAUAAAGGACCAUUUUGCAAAACAGAAUAAGAUGCCCAUUAACCUUAAAUAUAUUGAUCCUACCUACAUGAUCCGGGCCAUUCCGAGCAAUGCAUCAGACAACGUCUACUGCACACUUUUGGCCCAGAGUGCAGUUCAUGGAGCGAUGGCGGGCUAUACAGGCUUCACUGUUGGACUUGUCAAUGGAAGACAUACUUACAUUCCUUUUAAUCGGAUUACUGAGAAGCAGAACAAGGUUGUGAUAACUGACAGGAUGUGGGCAAGGCUUCUUUCUUCGACCAACCAGCCGAGCUUCCUGGGCACCAAAGGUGUCUCCGAUGACAAGGAUGAAGAGCCCUCAGCCCAGUUAUUGGAUGGAGAAAAUGUCCAAGACGAGAAGACUGGCACUGGAGACAUCUCUGAGGGCACGUAUGGUCCCGCAGGAUUAAAAUAGAGAGGGAAUAGAAUGGAAAUUCUGAUGAAAUUUUUGUGUUUGGUUGGAGGGAAUAGACAGAGAAUAGAAUUAUAAUUAUGAUGUUUGGUUGGGUUGAAUAAGGAAUAGAAAGAACAGGAAUAUGAUAAAAAGACAAAAAUGCCAUUCAUAUAAAUAUAAUGGGUUUUAUAA
Molecule: messenger RNA, 1912 nt
Organism: Punica granatum (pomegranate)
Lineage: Eukaryota; Viridiplantae; Streptophyta; Magnoliopsida; Myrtales; Lythraceae
Source: RefSeq, a predicted model, not a curated record